GAUCUCGGCACCCCAGUUGCCCAGGUAGCCCAGGCAGCCCAGGCCCUCCACGAGGCUGUUGUUGACGACGACUUGUGGCUGGCUGCGAGGCUGACCUGACCUCACCACCCGCACUGCUUUUAUCCGGCACACGAUACUACUCAACCAAUCAUCCCUCUUCUCUCCAGAAUUACACAUAAGAGAAGUCAGCCCCCCAUGCUUGGAACCCUCAGUCUGCCCUCCCGGGCCCGGCUCAAGCCUCUUGUUGUUGUCUCGUCCUUCCUCACGGCCAACACCACCAUGCCUUACUCAGUAUCCGUCAACCAGCCCUUGCUGGGUGCUGCUCCCGACGGUGCAGAGUCCAAGCCUCACCACGUCAAAAACAGCCAUGGCACCACCACCAAGUUCCAAAACCCUCACCCCUCAUACAAGGCUGCCUUCCAGCCCUGGGAGUUCCCCAUCAAGUCCAUCAUGGGCCAGUUCGACGGCACCAUGAGGAUGCCAGCCCCAAAGGGUGAGACGGUGCCCGUCCAGACGCCCGAGUUCCUGGCCUCGCGCCACGGCUCCCAGGACCUGCGCACCACCUGGCUCGGCCACGCCUGCCACUACGUCGAGUUCCCCUCCGGCCUGAGGGCCCUCUUCGACCCCGUCAUGGAGGACCGCUGCUCGCCCUUGACCUUUGCCGGCCCCCAGCGCUACACGCGCCGCGCCUGUGCCGUCGCCGACCUGCCCUUCCUGGACGCCGUCUUCAUCUCGCACAGCCACUACGACCACCUGUCCCUGCCCACCGUGCACGAGGUGAGGUCCCGCUUCCCGCACGCCCACUUCUUUGUCGGCCUCGGCCUGGCCGGCUGGUUCCGCGACUCGGGCGUCGAGAACGUGACCGAGAUGGAUUGGUGGGAGGACGCCGAGGUCACGAUCAAGCCGGACGCCGACGAGAAGGACGACAAGGACGACAAGGCCGCCGGCCAGGGGAUCAUCACGGCGAUGGUCUCGUGCCUCCCCGCGCAGCACGGCUCCGCCCGCUCGCCCUUUGACCACGACAAGACCCUGUGGUGCUCGUGGGCGGUGCGGUCGGCAGCCAAGUCGGUCUACUUCGCAGGCGACACGGGCUACCGCUCCAUCCCGGCCGCCAUCAGGGACGAGGAGGCGACGCACGACUACGGCGGCGGGCAGCUGGCCGACCUGCCGACGAACCCGGACUUCAAGGCCAUCGGCGCCCUGCGCGGGCCCUUUGACGUCGGCCUCAUCCCCAUCGGCGCGUACCGCCCGCGCGCCCUCUUCUCGCCCGUGCACGCGAGCCCCUCCGACGCCGUCGAGAUCUUCCGCGACACCAGGUGCGGGGCCGCCCUCGCCAUCCACUGGGGCACCUGGGCGCUGACCUCGGAGCCCGUCAUGGAGCCCCCCGUCAGGCUGAGGGAGGCGCUCAGGCGCAGGGGCCUCCCCGAGGAGGGCGUCUUUGAUAUCUGUGACAUCGGCGAGACGCGCGUGUUCUGAGGUGCGGGCCAGGGCCAGGGCCAGGGUCAGGUGGAAAGAGACAAGUUGGAAGUGAGUGGGAGGAGGGGUUGUGGCAUGAUCGGGAGGGGGAUGGCCUCUCUCGUGUGUGCGUGUUUACUACGACCGGCAUUUAGCAAGGCGUUUGAGGCCGGGUGUGGGUCCUUUUGUACAUUUAGCAUCUUACUGCAUGAGAGGCGCGGUGGUGGCAUAAGUCAAGGGAGAGAAAGGCUCUUGACAGGGAGCGGCUGCUCAACAUGAAUGAUAGAAUCAGGAGUCAGAGACACCGGCUUGUCGGGGGCAUACGGCUCCCUCUACCUCUCUCUCUGGGAACUAACACUCAGCUUCUAGAUCAGAUGGAAGCCAUCAAUCACAUCAAACAACAACAUUUGAG
Messenger RNA from Diaporthe batatas, 1867 nucleotides. RefSeq lists its product as uncharacterized. The record is from RefSeq and is a predicted model, not a curated record. The transcript is spliced from 2 exons. Lineage: Eukaryota; Fungi; Ascomycota; Sordariomycetes; Diaporthales; Diaporthaceae. Gene Ontology annotation, biological process: N-acylethanolamine metabolic process; N-acylphosphatidylethanolamine metabolic process. Gene Ontology annotation, molecular function: zinc ion binding; N-acylphosphatidylethanolamine-specific phospholipase D activity. Bases 196 to 1476 code for a protein of 426 amino acids. Gene Ontology annotation, cellular component: cytoplasm; membrane-bounded organelle.